Molecule: messenger RNA, 309 nt
Organism: Centruroides sculpturatus (bark scorpion)
Lineage: Eukaryota; Metazoa; Arthropoda; Arachnida; Scorpiones; Buthidae
Exons: 1
Coding region: 1-309 (102 amino acids)
Source: RefSeq, a predicted model, not a curated record
AUGGAGGUGGCGGUGAUGAGAAAGAUGAGAUGGAUGUCAAAGAAGGAUAGAAUAAGGAACGAUUUUAUUAGAGGUUCUGUUAAGGUGGGCUCCUUGAUCAGGAAGGUGCAAGAAUGUAGGUUGAGAGGUUUUGACCACGUAGAGAUAAGAGACAAUCGGAAAACUGGUAGUAAAAUGAAAGAGGAAAAGAGAAAGACCAAGAAAGAUAAAGUGGAGGAAAACUUGAAUCAGAAAGGACAUAAGAGAGGAGCAAUUGAUAGAGAGAAAUGGAGGAAACGUAUUAGAGAAGGAAACGCCGACCUCAUAUAA